This is a messenger RNA of Pneumocystis murina B123, 664 nucleotides long. RefSeq lists its product as hypothetical. Gene Ontology annotation, biological process: mitochondrial proton-transporting ATP synthase complex assembly. The transcript is spliced from 2 exons. NCBI's taxonomy places the organism in Eukaryota, Fungi, Ascomycota, Pneumocystomycetes, Pneumocystales, Pneumocystaceae. The record is from RefSeq and is a predicted model, not a curated record. Gene Ontology annotation, cellular component: mitochondrion. The coding region runs from base 15 to 629 and encodes 204 amino acids.
UUAAAAAAUAUACUAUGAAAUCAAACAAAGAAAAUACACAAACAAUUUUGGAAUCAAAUUUUGUACAAAAAAAUAGAAACUUAGCACAAUCUAAUACUAAAAUAUUGAAAAAUGAAAAAAAAGAACAAAUUAAAACAUUAUCAUUUUAUAUUGAUAUAGAAAAAAUACGUUCAUACAAUGUUAAAGAGAUAGAACUAAUUUGGAAAGCUUGUCAUUCCCAAAAUGACCAUAGCCUUUGUGGAUUAAUACCUUCUCAAAAAUUUGAAAUAAUGGAAAAAAAUGCAAAAAAAUACAACAUGUUUAUUCUUCCUAUAAAUCAUGCACAGGGUAUAGAAAUGCAUUUUCUUCAAUGGUUCUUUGUAAAUGAUUUUACUAAAUACAUACUUAUUACUUCCCUUUUAGAAUAUAAAGCUAAAGGAGAGUUUGCAAGACCACAUACAUUUAUAUCUUAUUAUACAGACCUAUCUUCAGACAAAAAUAUAGUGUUAAUGAAAGGAGAACUUGAGAAAAAUAGAGGAAUAACAAUGAAUGACCUUAGAAUAAUAAUAUUUCAGAUUGAAAUUUUCUUUUCUGCAACUGAAGGUAAUCAAAAAAAACCAACUCAGAUUAGAACUUCUAAAGAAAUUUAAUACUGGAGAAGAUUUUAAUAUAUCUACUUUAAUUA